CAGUAGUUCUCCACCCACCAGCCGCUAGAGAAGACACAGUUCGACCGACGCUCGUCCCUCAUCUAAACAUAUGGCAAAAACAGCCCUCUUUCUUUCUUAUAUCGUUGUGCCCACUACUCUUUAAAAAUUCCGCCGAAAAAGAGAAGACGAUUUUCCAAAACAUUCUGGCCGUUAUCUCACGGCUCCCCUGUCUCUGCACAGGUGUAUGAGCGCUACCCGGAGGGCCUAGGGGCAGCUCUUUACCGGGAGCACUUUGACUUCAACGCUGAGCCACCUUGGGAUCCUAGCUGAUAGCGGGACAGGUCCAUCUCCUGACUUGUCCAUUUUGUUGCAUACCGGCAGGACCCCAUUGGCUCAGUCGUGACCCCUUGACUUGUUUAUCUGUUCUUUAUGAUUGUCGGAUUAGCGGAAUACGGUUGAGAUGAAAGGACUCGCUGACAAACCAAGCUACAUAAUUGAACUCCUGGAGGGAGGAGUGACCCUAGAAGAUGUCAUUGAUGGACACAUCUACGAACAGGCUCUGGUGGAGAAGAGUGCGUUUGUGGUGGGCGACCUCGGUGCCCUGAUGCGACAGCAUGCUUGCUGGCAGAGCAUUGUGCCAGAGCUGCAGCCCUACUACCCAGUCAAGUGCAACAGCAGCCCUGCAGUCAUCCAGGUGCUGGCCUCCUUGGGCCUGGGUUUCGUUUGCACCAACAAGGCUGAAAUGAACCUGGUGCUGGACCACGGCGUUCCACCAGAAAACAUCAUUCUGUCAGGUGUUUGCAAGCAGCUGGCACACAUCAAGUACGCUGCCAAGAACAACAUCCAGCAUCUUGUGUGCGAAAAUGAGGCAGAGUUGUCCAAGAUUUCCCGUCUACACCCUAGUGCAAAGUUGCUGCUGCAGUUGACCACUGAGGCCCACGCGGCUGAGACCAGCAUGGCCUUCGGCUCCUCUCUGAAGAGCUGUCGGCACUUGCUGGAGGCAGCCAUGGAGCUAGGAGUUCAGGUGGUGGGGGUAACCUUCCACAUUCCCAGCUCCUGCCAAGACCUGCAACAGGCUUACACCCACGCACUGUCAGAUGCCCGCUGUGUGUUUGACAUGGGGGUGGAUCUGGGCUUCAACAUGAACAUCCUGGACAUUGGUGGUGGAUUUACUGGCUCAGAGUUUCAGCUCAAACAAGUUGAGUCUGCAGUCAGGCCGCUGCUGGAUGGUUACUUCCCCCCACUGUCUGGUGUGCAAGUGUUGGCUCAGCCAGGCAGCUUCUAUGUGGCCUCAGCUUUCAGCCUGGCAGUCAACGUGAUCGGCAAAAAGGUGUUGACCCGCCACUGGGACAGCCUGGCACAAGGUGAAAACAAUGAGGAUACCGAGUUCCUGUACUACAUGAAUGAGGGUGUUUAUGGCCCAUUCAGCCGCAAGCUCCUGGGAAACUCCAUCGCUGCCCCAUCAGUGCACAAGCAUGUGCUGUGCGCUGAGCAGACGGUGUAUCCCAGCAGCCUGUGGGGCCCGUCACUGGACCAGCUGGACCAGGUGGUGGAGCGCUGCCUGUUGCCUGAGCUCAGUGUGGGAGACUGGCUUCUUUUCUCCAACAUGGGAGCAUGUGGCCUGGAGGAGUCUACUUGCCUCUCCAGCUCCCCUCAGCUGCCAAUCUACUACACUGUCUCCACCUCUGACUGGUACGAAAUGCAGGAGGCCGGAGUGGCACUGGACAGUGCCAUGAAGAAUUUCUCCAUGGUCCAGUACAGUGCAUAACUACAUUCUGCCCCUGUGCCAUAUUAUAUUGCACAGAUCCUCCUUAGCCUCUCCUUUCACCAUGUGAGCAGAGGGGUCAGUGUGGUAUAUGGGACAAGGGGCUAAUGUGGUCGACAUUCCAGCCACCAUGGAAAAUGCAGUGUCCUAUCGUUUCUUCCAGGAAUUAGAUUUUUUUUUUUUUUUUUUUUUACCUCUAGAAAUGGAAAGCAAUUGGUGUUCGAUACCUCAAUUGUCUAAAAUUUUAUCUGGAAGAUAAUCUUCCUACUUUUGCUCCUCCCUCUGAUGGACUCCGAAAAAUCUGUCAGCUAAAAGAACUCCAGCCCAAGCUCAAAUGACAUUAUGCAACAAAAUGGACGACUCUAUGGAGAUGGGACCCCCCAACAUGUUUGGGGCGGUUUAAUUCCUAAUAAAAAAUCCAGUUUACAAAAUGUACAAUUGAUUUAAAUCAUAUUGAUCACCUGUUGACAGUCGUGUAAAUCCUGUAUCUGUUUAAUACACAUACAUUUUGUCUGUAGAUGAUUUUUUGAAGUGUUUAAAAGAAUCGAUGCCUUGUGUGGAUUCUGUACUUCAGACCCCUCACUUUGCAGAGUUUAAAUGAAAUUAUGACAAUGAUGUAACCUAUUUCUAUAUUGCAGUUCACCUCAAUGCGUUUUUAUUUAUUGGAUUCAGAUAUUACUAGGGGCAUAUUUAAAGCUCCGUCUUUAAGUGUGUUUUGCCCAGGUAUUAUGCUCUGGCCCAUCUAACAGUGUUUUUCCUGAUUAAGAUAUUGAUGUGUUUUUUUAACGCUACAUGGAUAUAAGUGUGCUGUGAUUGCCAUUUGUGACCUCAGUGGUUUCCCUUUACUCGAAAGGCUUGAAGGAAUUGCUGUGGGAAAUACUCUCUACACUGAGCUAGAGCUUGAAUACAGAGAAGCUGCAUACACCUAAAUGCACUCCUUAUCUCUAAUAGAGCGAGGUUAAUCUGGUUUAAAAUGCACAAAAUCUUUUGUAGGUUAAAAAAAUACUGUGACAUUUAACAGCACUGUCCUGAUUAUUAUUUUUUUUUUUUUUUAGAUCUUCAUAGAUCUUAGUAUCCCCUGCCACGGGAUUGGUCCUUGUUCUCCCAGGACCUGAAAAAGCAGCAAAGGAUCUUUUCCUGAAGCGUGCUCAAACAUAAAUGAUCUGAAUGCAGCAGGUAUAGACUCACAUGUCUAUAUCGAUAGAGUAAAAGACAUGCUAGUUGUACACAGACCUCUGAGGCAGUGCAAAUGAUAAAUAAAAUGCCAGACUUUUCCUUAUGCUUCUCUAAAGUUAUGAGGGACAUACUGCACAGUCUCUUGUACAGCUAAAUCUCUCGUGUCUAUUGAUAUUAAAGAUGACCUGACUUAACUGCAGUUUUUAAAGAAUCCUGCCCUUGUGUUAAAAAUGACUAAUGUAUUAAUUACUUGCUUGUCUAAGGCACUAAUGGACCAUAGCCUGUUUUGACUGUAAAUUGUGCUUGUUAGUAAUGAAAGUGAUUAAUUUAAUACAUUUCUGACUGAAAUCA
Messenger RNA from Seriola aureovittata, 3253 nucleotides. It is a transcript of the gene azin1b, whose product is annotated as antizyme inhibitor 1b. Gene Ontology annotation, biological process: negative regulation of protein catabolic process; positive regulation of polyamine transmembrane transport. NCBI's taxonomy places the organism in Eukaryota, Metazoa, Chordata, Actinopteri, Carangiformes, Carangidae. The transcript is spliced from 11 exons. Gene Ontology annotation, cellular component: cytoplasm. The record is from RefSeq and is a predicted model, not a curated record. Gene Ontology annotation, molecular function: ornithine decarboxylase activator activity; ornithine decarboxylase activity. The coding region runs from base 422 to 1729 and encodes 435 amino acids.